GUUUCUGACCUAUCAGCCCACAUCAACAACUUCCAGGGUGGCCAGAGGACUGCACAGCCUGCUCUGCGAGCACUGAGAAGUCCCUAAGUACCGAGAUCCGCACACCCUGAUAAAAAAAAAAGAGAGCUAGCCGCACCGUGACACUAGAAACCUCAGCGAUCACCGCCUUCUCCGUCCCGGUGCACCUUCUCACCGUGGUGCGCCCGGACGCGGCCGGCGGGGCGCUCAACGCUACAGAAAGUUGGAUGCGUCGGGACCAGAGCCCCAGCCGGGCAGGAGCAAGGUAGGGAUCCCCCGGGGAGCCGGGGGCGAGAGCGAGGAACAGGGCAGGCCUCGUUUGGCCCCUUACCGGUCACCACCUGGAGGAGGUGACCGCCGUGCCCACGCGCGUUUGUACGGCCGCGUGUGCGGACGGACCGGACGUCACCGCCGCGCCGAAGGGGCCACGGCCCGCCAGCGCGCACGCGCAACACAGCGACCUACGCAGGCGCGGCGCCGGACAGCGCGGGAGGCGGGCGCGCGCCAUGGAACAGCGGCUCGCCGAGUUCCGGGCGGCUCGCAAACGGGCCGGGCAGGCAGCUCAACCCCGCACUUCCAGUCAGACCACACAAACCUCGGGAGAGAAGGCGGAAGCCCUUACGACUCCAGAGGCAGCCUCAGGCUGGUUAAGACGGUUCCUGAUACUUGUACGGAAACCGAGGCCCGCGAGUGCCCGGGCCCCGCCCACCCCCGCUCAGGAAGCGGCUCAGCCCAGGAGCAACACGUCACAGCCCCCACGGAAUGUCGCCAGCCCUCCGCCUCCGCCUCCACACUGCAGCGGGUCUUUGCUGACCAACAUCACCUUCCUGAAGGUUCUUCUCUGGUUGGUCCUACUGGGACUGUUCGUGGAACUGGAGUUUGGCCUGGCUUAUUUUGUGCUGUCCUUGUUCUACUGGAUGUACGUAGGCACACGAGGCCCUGGGGAGAAGAAGGAGGGCGAGAAGAGCGCUUACUCUGUGUUCAACCCGGGCUGCGAGGCCAUCCAGGGCAGCCUGACUGCAGAGCAGCUGGAGCGCGAGUUACAGAUCAGACCUCUGGCGGGGCCUUAGGACCCGGCUCCGCUGCCACAGGCCAAGGCCGGGCCCGUCCUCCUGGCCCUACAACAUGGACUUGAUUUGUGGUGCAGGGACUGAGGACAGCUUGCAGGUUGGCUCUGCGACUGCACAGUUCUCCGCUCUUUGCCAGACCUGCUGCAGUUUCAUCUUCGAUCUUCUCUUUGGCUUGGGUGAAAUUCCUUGAAAGAUGCUCACUGUGGGGCUGAUGCAGUUUAUAAAUGUUAUGUACUCAGGAAAGGAGGCCUCUUUGUCUCGUCAUUGGAGAGAGCAGGCUGGGGAGCACUAGGAAGUAACAAUUAGGUAUAUCACUGGGCUGUGUUUUAGAUGUACAUAUUCUCUUGAGGUCUUCUAAUGUUUAUAACAUUUGUUCUGUGAAAAGUUUAAGUUCCAAGUUUUGGGGGUUUCAUUUUGCUUUCUAUUGUAAUUCCUGCUUUUUCAGGCAUUAAUGAUGCUGAGCUAUAAAA
Messenger RNA from Chinchilla lanigera (long-tailed chinchilla), 1558 nucleotides. RefSeq names its product SAYSVFN motif domain containing 1 (gene Saysd1). The coding region runs from base 525 to 1088 and encodes 187 amino acids. The transcript is spliced from 2 exons. The record is from RefSeq and is a predicted model, not a curated record. NCBI's taxonomy places the organism in Eukaryota, Metazoa, Chordata, Mammalia, Rodentia, Chinchillidae.